Messenger RNA from Onychomys torridus (southern grasshopper mouse), 2114 nucleotides. RefSeq names its product BRCA1/BRCA2-containing complex subunit 3 (gene Brcc3). NCBI's taxonomy places the organism in Eukaryota, Metazoa, Chordata, Mammalia, Rodentia, Cricetidae. The transcript is spliced from 11 exons. The record is from RefSeq and is a predicted model, not a curated record. Gene Ontology annotation, biological process: double-strand break repair. Gene Ontology annotation, molecular function: polyubiquitin modification-dependent protein binding; cysteine-type deubiquitinase activity; metallopeptidase activity. Gene Ontology annotation, cellular component: BRISC complex; BRCA1-A complex. Bases 90 to 965 code for a protein of 291 amino acids.
CAUUGAGCGGCCGGCUGGGAAGGUUGCGUCGGAGUACGCGAUUGGCCAGACUGCUGUGGGCGGUAGGCGGACGUGUGGAGCCGACAAAGAUGGCGGUGCAGGUGGUGCAAGCUGUUCAAGCGGUUCAUCUUGAGUCUGACGCUUUUCUAGUUUGUCUCAACCAUGCUCUGAGCACUGAAAAGGAGGAGGUGAUGGGUCUGUGUAUAGGGGAGUUGAAUGAUGACAUAAGGAAUGACUCCAAAUUUACAUACACUGGAACUGAAAUGCGCACAGUUGCAGAAAAGAUGGAUACCAUCAGAAUUGUUCACAUUCAUUCUGUCAUCAUCUUGCGACGUUCUGAUAAGAGAAAGGACCGUGUAGAAAUUUCUCCAGAGCAGUUGUCUGCAGCCUCAACAGAGGCAGAAAGGUUGGCUGAACUAACAGGCCGUCCCAUGAGAGUUGUUGGCUGGUAUCAUUCCCAUCCUCAUAUAACUGUUUGGCCAUCCCAUGUUGAUGUUCGUACACAAGCCAUGUACCAAAUGAUGGAUCAAGGCUUUGUAGGACUUAUUUUUUCCUGUUUCAUAGAAGAUAAAAACACAAAGACUGGUCGGGUGCUCUAUACUUGCUUCCAAUCCAUACAAGCCCAAAAAAGCUCAGAGUAUGAAAGAAUUGAAAUUCCAAUCCAUAUUGUACCUCAUAUCACUAUUGGGAAAGUAUGCCUUGAAUCAGCAGUAGAGCUGCCAAAGAUCCUGUGUCAGGAAGAACAGGAUGCAUAUAGAAGGAUUCACAGUCUUACACAUCUGGACUCAGUAACCAAGAUCCAUAAUGGCUCAGUGUUUACCAAGAAUUUGUGCAGCCAGAUGUCAGCAGUCAGUGGGCCUCUACUACAGUGGUUGGAGGACAGAUUGGAGCAAAACCAGCAGCAUUUGCAGGAGUUGCAACAAGAAAAGGAAGAGCUUAUGGAGGAGCUGUCUUCCCUAGAAUAAAGCAAGAGGACAGAAGUACGGGCAGCUGAAAAUACCAGGUAUACAAUUUAUUAAACUAAAUCAAUUUUGAAAAUGUAAAGUUGGAGGACCCACAUUAUAUAACUUCAAGACUUACUAUGAAGCUGCAGUAAUCAAGAUACUAUGAUAUUUGCAGAAGAACAGAUGUAUAAAUCAAUGGAACAGGAAAUAUAAUUCAGAAAUAAACACAAUAAUAUGCUUAACUAAUUUUGAAAAAGUACAAAGUGAUCAAGAAGGAAGGCCAGUCAUUUCAACAAAUUGAAUUUCCACAAGCCAACAAAAUAUAUUCUAAAAGUACCUCAAAAUGUCAUAUAUUUAAAUGUAAGAUGGAAAACUUAAAAAAAAAAUUCAAGAAAAAUUUUCAAGAGUCGGGUACUUAAUCUUCAACUCAAAAGCACAGUCUACAAGAAAAAAGUAAAUAUUUAGACUUCAUCAAAAUUAAAACUUUUUAUUCUGCAAAGUAUUAAGAGGAAAGGCAAGAAAUUACUUCUAAACCAUGUCUGAUCAAUGGAAAAGAUAUGCUCAAAACUCAAAAAUAAACAAUUCUAUUAGAAAAUAAAAGAAGACAUAAACAUUGUUACUAAAGAGGAUAAAUAGAAGUAAUUAUGUGAAAAUAUAUUAACCCUCAUAAGUCACUGGGAAAUGCAAAUUGAAACUACAGUGUGGUAUGGUAUAUACUUAUCAGAAUUGCUAAAGAGAAAAUAGUAAAAGUGCCAAAUACUGUUGAGGAUAUAGAUAUACAAUGACAGGAAUGUAAAAUACAGCUACUGGGUAGAAGAGUUUGGAAAUUUUUAUAAAGUUGAGCGUAUACUUAACAUGACCCAGCAGUUACACUGUCUUUGCACAAAAACUUUUACAAAAUUUUUCUUGAUAGCUUUAUCUUUGGUAGCUGCAAAUUAGAAACAACCCAAAUGUUCCGUAGUGGGUAAAUGGCUAAAUAAGCCAUUCUAACCAUGGAAUACUACUCUGUAGUGGAAAGGAACACAUUGCUAAUAUCUAUAUAAUUUAGAUGAGCCUUGGGGCAUAUAGUAAAUGAAAGAAAAGCAAGUCUUAAAAGGUCACUUACUGCCAGGCUGUGGUUGCACUCGCCUUUAAUCCUAGCACUCAGGAGACAGAGGCAAGCAGAUCUCU